Limanda limanda (common dab) is the source of this 3931-nucleotide messenger RNA. It is a transcript of the gene plekha3, whose product is annotated as pleckstrin homology domain containing, family A (phosphoinositide binding specific) member 3. The transcript has 8 exons. The record is from RefSeq and is a predicted model, not a curated record. Lineage: Eukaryota; Metazoa; Chordata; Actinopteri; Pleuronectiformes; Pleuronectidae. The coding region runs from base 229 to 1011 and encodes 260 amino acids. Gene Ontology annotation, biological process: endosome organization; retrograde transport, endosome to Golgi; receptor recycling. Gene Ontology annotation, cellular component: recycling endosome; early endosome; trans-Golgi network.
UGCUGUUUGUUGACAUGUCUCCUGUGUUUGUCUGUGACUCGUCGGUGAAUCGCUCAUUGACACGAUGACACGAACCCGCUCCAUCGAACCUCGGCCUCUUCUCACAACUUCACGGACACAGCGGCUCGGGAUGAAGGUCGAUUCCUAACGAGGGACCCGGAAGCGGCCGUUAGCCCGUGCAGCCCCGGAGCUAGCUAGCUAACAGGCUAGGUUAGCCGAUGGUAAACAAUGGAGGGGAUCCUGCACAAAUGGACGAACUACAUGACAGGCUGGCAGCCCCGCUGGUUCGUCCUGGAGGACGGAGACAUCUCCUACUACGACAGCGAGGACGACGUUGGCAAAGGAAGCAAAGGAUCCAUCAAGAUGUCCAUGUGUGAGAUUAAAGUUCAUUCAACAGACUCCACCCGUCUGGAGUUGAUCAUCCCCGGCGAGCAGCAUUUCUACGUCAGAGCAGUGAACGCUGCAGAGAGACAAAGAUGGCUGGUGGCGUUGGGUUCGUCUAAAGCUGGAACACUGGACACUCACAAACACAGAGGUCCCGACUGUCUGAAGACGAAGAUGUCUGAGCUGCGUCUGUACUGCGACCUGCUCGUCCAGCAAGUCCAGACCAUCCAAUCACAGCACAGCACCGACACAGAGACCACAGACACUUCUGAGGCGUCUCUUCUCAGUGCGACCUGUGCUACGUUCAUCAGGACCCUGGAGGAGUGUAUGACCCUGGCCAACCAGAGUUUGAUCCCUGACCUCCGACCUCCUGAAAAGAUGAAGAGGUCGAUCAGUCACCCUGGAACCUACAGCUUCGACAGGUCAGGUGUGCAGAAGGAGUAUGUGAGUGGAGGUCAAAGGUCAACGCAGCGCAGGAACCGGACUUUCUCCGACAGCUCUGUUUACGAUGCUGAACGUUUCCUGUCGAGUCCUAACGGCGACCCGGCCUCCAUUCCUGAGGAGCGAGGAGGCAGCACGAGCCCGAAGAACACAGCCACCGACACAGACACUGACUUAUCCAUCUGACAACCUGACGUCCACCAGGACCUGCUGAGCUCUGGACUCUGACGGGUUUUAACGUCAGUCACAGCGGAGAUGCUGACAUCAUCUCCAUCGAAGUGAGGAGGAACUGGCCUCGAGGGAAAAUUCUUCUUUUUCACACGUGCACUUUGGAAUCAUGGGUCACUUUUCCCUCGAGCCUUGAAAUUAAACAGAACACACUGGAGAGACUUAAAGACGAAUCAACACGUCGCCACAGUCACAGUUCAUAACGACUGUGAAGCUGGAAUCCUGGAAAAAAAAACUCUGUGAAUCAACAAGUGAAAGAAAAGUGCAGUUAUAUUAUCUGCGGUUAAGCCCAGCAACCAAAUGAUGACUCCCUGGAAGAGUAUAAAUACACGAAGAACCGUGACAUCCGGUUUUCUGGACAGUUUAGAAGCCAGAGUCGGAUGUUUCACAGUUUUUAAAUUGACCCAAGAAUGUACAGAUAGUUUUUACAUCAGCAGCCGUGUCACAGAAGCAUCUUCUUCUACAGUAUUUUCUGCUUUUUCCAUAUAUUCCCAAAAAACUCCGUCCCUCUUCCUGACAGCUUUGAGGUGGUGAGGUCAGUCAACCAGACUGAUCCUGGAGCAGCUUUGAGACUCAGGGCCAAGAGUUCAGGUCUUCAGAUGCCAACUUCUGCUUAAAUGCAAAGAUCAAUAAACGUGCCAUUGUUCUAUUCUCCAGAAGACGACCUUCUCCGAGGUUUAGCUGCGAGAACAGAGGUUUGCUCUUCUUCUGGCGUGAGGAGGAAGACGAGACUUUGAUUCAAUCUUCCGCUUCCUUUGAGGAGUUUGCACCUUCUCCUGGUUUUUGUUUCUGCUCGGUUGUGUUGGUUCUACCCCGCGCUCUCAUUGUGAAUGUGUUGCAAGUUACUGCCUUUUUUCAAGUGUGUAUUUCCUCAGUGAUUAUUUAGCCUUGUAGAGAUGAUUCCGUCCAAACAUGACUCCGAAGAGAGAGAAGUACGGUGGCCCUGGAAGCUCAACUCACUGCAAAUUAAGCAAACGCAUACAAAUAAAAUAAAUACAAGAAAAGUAAGAGAAUAAACUGAAAAAAUAUUUACUGUAAAUUACCUUUAUGAUUUCAGUUCAUUUCUGAGGCAGGUUUCUGUAUCUGGUGGUUUUGUGGAAACUUGUGCUUAACGUGAGUGGAUGAUUGAGUGAAAAGAGAUUCUCAGAUUUCAGAUGAGGGCGUUUGCAGAUUUGUUAGCUUCGUGUGUCACUUUCUGCCGGGAGCUUUACUUUCUGCUGCCAAAACAAACAACUUUGGAAAGUAUUUCUGCAGCAGUGACGCUGGAGGAAUCACAGCUUAGGAAUUGAAAAAAGUAUUAUAGGUCAAUCACAUUAUUUAUUAAUGCCUUAUAGAUCAAAACAUUCAAGAGAAAAGCUUUUGUGUUGACAGGUUGUGAAGAAAAUUUAAAUAAUAAGUGGUUGAACAAUUAAAGAUUCAACAAAAACUAACUGAAGAGUUUUUCCACAACCCGGAAACUUUUUAAAGUUGUUUUUAUUCAAACUCAUUUUUCUAGGCAGUGAAAGACGGACAGACAAAGUCGUGUGAAUCUCUGCCCUCGAUGAAUCUCCUACAAAAGUGUUGUGACACGUUUCACUGUUCAAACACUGGCAAACGUUGUCAUCUGAAGGCAAAGCAAACAGGCGUUAAACAAACCAAUCGCACGCAGACUCAUUAUGUGGUAACUCCUCAACAGAGCGUUUGAAGGAUCCUGUUUCUGUGCCGGUGUUUCCAGCUCCUUCACCUGUAAAUCCUCACGUGUAAAGUUCUCACGGGACAGUUAACUCCUCCCCCUCUGGGACAAAACACACUUAAUGCUUUGUGUAUUUUAUUUACCCUUAAAGACCCAAAGGCGUGACCACAGCUGUCGUACCUGAAGCCACGUGAGAAUCUGCAGUUGGCUUCUCUCCUGGUGCCAAACACUGAGAAUAAUAAGUUGAAUAUAUAUCAUCGAUAACCUCACGGUAACUUUCCCUCCAUUUACAGUGUGUAGAUGUUGUUUUGCACUUUAAAGUUUUUGAAAUUUGAAUAUUUGUUUCUGAAAGUUUUAAACAAUCCAGAUGUUAAUGUUUUCUCUGAAGUGAUGCGUUUGGAUUUGCUGCAGCCUUAUGUUUUAUUCUCUCGUAUAACUUUAACCAAAACGCGUGUUUCCAGUAUUUGCUGUGAACAUGUUCAAACUGUGGAUCCUGUAUUUUUCUUGACUUCUUCUAAAACAAAUACUGUGAAGACGUGUUUUUCCGGACGCUUCAGCCCCGAAGCUGCUGCAGGUUCCCUGAAGCGUCCGGUGGGUUUUAUAGUUAAAUGCUCUGACAAGAGAUUUUAAAACUGAAUAUCACAAAUUGAUUUUUAGAGAAACGGAUGAAAGAGUUUGAAGUAAAAUCAGUUUCUAAAUAUUUGUCUGAACUUUUGAAGAAAAUGUACAAAUGCUUUAGUUUGUGAUUGUGGUUCGUCAUGUGCCUCCUUAUGAUUUUGACUUGACAGCAGCUUAACUAUUUAUCUCUGAAAAAAUCGUGUUUUUAAAUGAAUGAUUUAGUUUUUUAAAAAUCUGUUUGUUUUCUUGGCAAGAGAAGAGUGAAGCGACUCUUCUUUAUCGAGCAUAUAAUCCAUAAUCUGUCCGGGUUUUAUCCGAGUUUAACACUUUAAUUAGUGUUAACUCUUCUUGUCUUUAUGUUUAACUCAGCUGCUUGUUUCUCACUUCAUAUUUAACAUGAAGAUAUUUCGCGUGUUGUCAAACUUCUUUCUCCAAUUGUCCAAUGAAUCUUAUCUUUGUCCUAAAGUUCUUAUUGAUCCACAUCCUGUUUAAACUCGGUCGAACCAGCAGAGAUUUUCAUGCCUUAAGUGUCUCUGCACAAAGUGACGAGUGUUUCUUCCUCUGAAUAAAAUCAUGUUUUAAAGUUGA